Molecule: messenger RNA, 1641 nt
Organism: Bombyx mandarina (wild silkworm)
Lineage: Eukaryota; Metazoa; Arthropoda; Insecta; Lepidoptera; Bombycidae
Product: protein odr-4 homolog
Biological process (GO): intracellular protein localization
Cellular component (GO): endomembrane system
Source: RefSeq, a predicted model, not a curated record
UGAUAGUUUGAUAGUAAAACAGUAAACAUAAUCUCGUAUCUAUGCUUCUAAAAUACAUUCAUCAAGAAUUUGAGAACCUUUCUAUCUAUUUAGUUAGUUAAAUACGCUUAACGCUAGCCAAUUUAUAAAACUAAGGCUAUUUUCAUUUUGAUAUUUGUAAAAUAAUAUAAAUUAAACAAUGCCCAGAACAGUGUAUUCACCCGAGCACUGCCUUCAAUAUUUGGAACAAUAUGCCUCCAAAGAAAUAUUUGCUAUAGGGCUAAUCCUCGGUCAGAUGACCGAUGCUAGAGAGAAUGUAAUCCAUCUGGCUCGCACACCAGAAGAAAAAGGAUCAGAGAUUGGUAUAGAAUCAAAUUAUGGCCUAGAUAAACCAGAGAUAGCAAAGAAUUUAAGUAGUGUAUCUGAAGCAUGGAUUGCUGACCAUGCGCGACAUGUAACUAGAAUGCUCCCUGGUGGAAUGUUUGUUCAAGGCAUAUUUGUAACUAGCGAUGAAGAUGUCUUUGAAGAUCCUAAUUGCUUUAGUAAAUUACGAUCAACCCUUAACCACAUAUAUAAAGGCUUAAGUAUCAAUGAGUAUAUGUUUGGAAACUGUCCUUACUCUAAUGAAAGGCUGAUCCUUCACAUGUCUACAAGUACUAAAGUACUUACAUGCAAAAGCUUAGAAGUCGGAGGUUUGAAUAAAAACACAACUUUAAAACCUGUUGAAUGGAAAUUUUCACCUAAAGCAUUGAGUUGGCAAAGGCUGGACUGCUAUUAUGAGUUUGAUGAAAUUUAUCCUGUUAUUGUAAAGAACAGUGGUGUCUCAGUAAAGAAUCAAUUUCAGCAAAUUCUGGAGUCUGCACACAAAACAAUUGAAUCAAGUGUGAUGUUUAUUGAUGGUGAGCUGAAAGAUGGUUCAGAAUCAUUGGAUCAACUCAUAAAGAAGAAGAAAACUAAAACGAAUACUAAAUUGACCCAGAAUGAAGCACCAAAAUCUAUGCAUGUUUCACUAUUUGUACCCUAUGAAAACACGCUUCCUGAAACAGUUGAGUAUUUAGAAUGCGAAGGCAGCAUACAUUUUAGCGGUGUAGUAUCGUCAAGCGUUUUUAUAUACCCAAAGGCGACAGUAAAAGAGGCGAUCGCCGCAGUCAAGCAAGAUAUUGUUCGUUCACUUGCUUCAAGAUUCACAAUGCAUUGUGAUGCAUUAAUUGAUGACAACCUUCUCCCGGAAGAAAAGAUUUGUUUCAAUGAGCCGCCACGCCGGGUGUUAGUUCCAGUGGGAUCCCUUUAUCUCUGUGAUUACUUAUUCCCUGGAGAAGCACCGGCCGAAGCGUUACUUUCUGUUCGGGAACUAUUGGAUCUAAAAAUAACAGAAACUGAUGUUAUAUGCGAUGUUGAAACACCUGCAGAUACUUCCGAGUUUGACGCCCUAGAUCGAGAUGCAAGUAGUGAGGAAUUGUUGGCAACACCACAGGAAGCGAGCCAGUUCAUGUAUAUUACGGGACUUUGUUUUGCCAUGCUCGUACUCCUUGUUUCUAUUAUAAUUCAUUAUUACGAUGGUAUAAUUCAAGUGCUGAGUAAAAUCUUUCCUAAAUCCUGAAAGUAAAUAUGUUGUUAUUGUUAAAGCAUUAAAAGACUCGUUUUUUUUUCAUGUGUAAGGUG